This is a messenger RNA of Vitis vinifera (wine grape), 840 nucleotides long. RefSeq lists its product as uncharacterized. The record is from RefSeq and is a predicted model, not a curated record. Bases 122 to 481 code for a protein of 119 amino acids. The transcript has a single exon. Lineage: Eukaryota; Viridiplantae; Streptophyta; Magnoliopsida; Vitales; Vitaceae.
UUCUUCACGUUUUCUUGCAGUCAAAGAACAACUUCCAUGGCCCCUGAGGAAAAACCCUUGGCCUGCUACAAGUCAAACUGGCCGCUUGGCAGCAGCCUCUUCUCCUCUAUAAAUACCUCUCAUGCAUUGCUCACACCCUCAAACCCAUAUCUCAUUCCUCAUAAUCUUCUUCCCCACCUGCAAAUUUUCAGAAACUAUGGCGUUUAUGGAGGGCUCUGCAGCGGAUAUGCUGAUCAAGGUGGUGGUGUUCGCUCUUGUUCAAGGCCUGGUUUUUCUGAUCCUUAAGAGUUCUUCAGACGUGUUCUCCAAGAACAAGAUGAGAUCUCUCAGCUUCAAGCCUGCUCGGUCUGCUAGCAUUCGCCGCAUUCUUGCUGUCAUCUCGGAUUUGCCAGCCGGCGGCGAGGUGUCAUCGCGAUCAUCAAGAGGCCUGCUGGCACCCAGUACUGGAGAAUAUGCCACUGCUGAUGAGGAUAAAUACUAAGAGUUCUUCAGCAUUUCACAGUUGGUUAUGGCAGCUUGGCGUUUGUUUAGGAAUUGAUUCUUUUGUUCUUUGAAAUGGUAUUCUUUUUGGGGUUUGUGUGAAGUUUUGGUUUUGUAUUGAUAGAAAUAUUUCGUGCAUACAAUUGAAAUUAAAUAGUACUUACAUUGACCCACCACCUAUGAGAAUAAUUAAUUCAAGGAUUCGGGGUUUUUAUGGAUGGAUGUCAAAGGCUUUGGAAUGCUAAAAUGGAGAAGGGGAAUGAGGAAUCCUUUCAUGUUUUAAUUCAAUAGUUUAGUUGGGUUGGUUUAAUCAUGGGAAUAACAACUUUUUAUGGAAAUUGAAUCCUACUUUUAUCAAAA